AUGCCUGUCAUUCGUGCACCAAAAGAGGCAGGAAUGCGGGCUACAUUUGAUCCAAACUAUCAGACACUUGCUGGGCUUAAUAAUGACGAAGUUUUCCAGCCAAAGGGUGGUAGCGCUGGUAAGCUGAACAUCAGGCCACCAGCAGAAGGACGAAAGGUGGCAACAUUUGAUCCAAAUUACCAGACUUUAGCUGGAUUGAAUAAUGAAGAUGUUUCAAACCGAAGGUACUCCUUCAGUCGUUCAAGGAAGGGCACAGGCGGUUCCGGACUAGCUUUUGGUAGCGGUGGUGGUAAAUUGAAUAUCAGACCACCGGCAGAAGGAAGAAAAGUGGCAACAUUUGAUCCCAACUACCAGACCUUGGCUGGACUAAACAAUGAAGAUGUCUUCAAGCCAAAGGAUGGCGGUGGCGGCGGCGCUAAGAUGAACAUCAGAGCGCCAACUGAUGCGAGGGGAAAGAGAGUGGCAACAUUUGAUCCCAAUUAUCAGACGCUGGCUGGUCUGAAUAACGACGACGCCCCUAUCAAACCAAAGGGAGGUGGCGGCACUCCUGGGGGUACAGCUGAAGACAAAUUGAAUAUUAGAGCGCCAACAGAUGCUAAAGGAAAGAAAGUGGCAACGUUUGAUCCGAACUAUCAAACAUUGGCUGGACUAAACAAUGAAGAUAUCUUCAAGUCGAAGAAUCGAUUUUUUUACAGGGCGGAGGAGGAGGUGGUGGAGGCAAACAACAGAAAGCUCAGAAACCAGCUCAACAUAAAGGUCGUCGCUACAAACGACCCUAAUUAUCAGACGUUGGCUGGCAUCAAUGCUGAUGUUUUUGGUGAAGACAAGAAGAAGAAAACAGGCGAAAAUAGAUGGGACACUUACUAA
This is a messenger RNA of Cooperia oncophora, 867 nucleotides long. The record is from the annotation of a GenBank genome assembly. NCBI's taxonomy places the organism in Eukaryota, Metazoa, Nematoda, Chromadorea, Rhabditida, Trichostrongylidae.